CACUUAUCCUCAAUUAGGGUUUUAUUUGAGAUUGAGAGAAUUCUAGGGUUUUUGUUUGUGGGUUUUAGAGUUUGAGAAGCAGGAAGACCCAAAACCAGAAGAACAAGUUUCUUGCUUAUUCUCUGGUGAACAAUUUGAUACAAUGUAUCUUCAGUUUUACAUAAACGAGAAUGGUGACAAAGUUUACACCACUAAGAAAGAAACACCACUAGGAUUGGCUACGCAAUCUGCUCAUCCAGCUCGCUUCUCCCCUGAUGACAAAUAUUCAAGGCAAAGGGUUCUUCUGAAGAAACGAUUUGGAUUGCUGCCAACCCAAAAGCCAGGUCCGAAGUAUUGAGUACUUCACCGGGCUUCUUCUUCUUCAUUGCUAUUUUUACUGUUGUGAGCUUUUCUUUAUCAUGUCAAAUUGGGUGUGGAAGGGUUUAUCUUCAUGUAGCUGUCCAACUUAAUAGCAGUAACAGUGUGCAUGAGGUUGGUCAGCAGUAAAGUUUUCGGAUGCUGAAAUUAAACUACAUUACAUUUUGGAAAGUUUUGGUUAGAUACGUUGCACGGUUGUUAAUGAUCUGAUUUGUUCCUGGAUCGAGACAUAAAAAUGUGCCUGUUAUUGUCA
This is a messenger RNA of Camellia sinensis, 610 nucleotides long. NCBI's taxonomy places the organism in Eukaryota, Viridiplantae, Streptophyta, Magnoliopsida, Ericales, Theaceae. The record is from RefSeq and is a predicted model, not a curated record.